AUGGCUUGGUGUGACCGCGGGGUUCAAACGCUGCUGGCCAGCUUCGGGGCUUUCGCUGCCUUCAGCCUGAUGACCAUCGCAAUCGGCACGGACUACUGGCUCUAUUCGCGGGCGUACAUCUGCAACAGCACCAAUGCCUCAUCAGAAGAGAGUCAGUCGCAGCCCAGAACCAAAAAGGGCGAUCUCACCCACUCCGGGCUGUGGAGAAUCUGCUGUAUUGAAGGCAUCAAUCAAGGCAGCUGUUUCAGAAUCAACCAUUUUCCGGACGACAACGACUAUGACACAGACAGCUCUGAAUACCUGCUGCGUAUAGUUCGUGCCUCCAGUGUGUUCCCCAUCAUCAGCACCAUCCUGCUGAUGUUCGGCGGGCUGUGUGUCGGGGCGGGUCGAGUUUACAACAAGACAAACAACGUCUUCCUCAGUGCAGGAAUUCUCUUUGUAGCUGCAGGUCUGAGCAACAUAAUAGGCAUAAUUGUCUACAUCUCCAGCAAUGCGGGAGACCCCAGUGAUAAACGCGACGAUGACAAGAAGUACACUUACUCUUACGGCUGGUCGUUCUACUUUGGCGCCUUGUCCUUCAUCGUUGCCGAAACUGUGGCAGUCCUCGCCAUCAACAUCUACAUUGAGAGGAACAAGGAAGUUCGCUGGAAGGCGCGGCGCGAGUUCAUCCGUUCGCUCUCUUCCUCUUCCCCGUACUCAAGGAUACCCAGCUUCCGUUAUCGCCGGCGGACAUCACACGCCAGCUCUCAUUCGACGGAGGCCUCGAGGGAGAACUCUCCUGGGGUCGGUCUGAAGGGGAGGCCAUCUUCCAGUGGGCCCCUGGACGAGCUGUCCAUGUACGCGCUGGCGAGGGACAGUGCGACGGACAACACGUACAGCCCAGAACACGAGUCUGGUGCUGAGUUCCUCCAGGUCCAUAACUGUUUUACCACUGAUUUAAAGGACGGGGUGAAUCACAGGACCACACCGGUGUGAGGGACAUGUUGCUGCUGAGUUGGAGGGUCAACUAGAAGUGGAUGAACAGGAACUGAUGAAAAUUCAGUGGGUCUGUUGGAGCCUGAGUGCUUGUGAUAGCCUGCCAUCUAAGAGGCACAGUUAUACAAAAAAAGAGAAGGGAUUACAGUCAGACAGACGGAAAAUGAGCAAAUUAACAGAACAUGAGAACCAUUUAUCUGCUUGAAGGGAAUCAUCAAAGCAGAAUAGAGUUACAGAGUGUAUGCUGUAGCUGGAUUGAAAUUGACGCUAUCUGUCAACUGAAAUGCUUUAAUGAGAAGCGUGAGGAUGAAAACCUUUGAUUGUGUAAUAGUUACUAAACAUUGAAGGUGUGAUGUGUUGAUGUGAGCCGAUCAGCAGUAUGCUACCUGUAAAUUAUUCAACAAGGUGCUAAAAGGAAAUGUACUCUUCAACUUGAAAGUAUUCCAUUUGUGUGUGCAGUUAAAAUGUGGACCCCUAUUUGUAUUGUGUCCUCAUAACCAGUUUGGUUUGGCCUUGUACUCUAAUUUGAUGAAAGAGACAACAGGGACUCUGUGUCUUUUAGCAAUGUCAUUUAUAAGAAUGACUGGCCUUUUAAACAAACAUAAAUUAUCAUAAUGUUUUUGGCUUUUUUUCAAGAGUGUGUGGUUGGGGGGCCAGUGUUUUCACAAAUGAUUGACUUGCUGAGUUGUAAUGUACUAAAUGUUCAGUAUUUUUAACAGAUUGUACAAGCUGACCAUCCAGUCUAUAUGAAAGGUUUUGUCUCACUUGCCGUCCUAGCCUCAUAUUUAUUAUUCUUUGACAUUUUCCAGUCAAACGAAAUGCCGGUGGAGCACCUCUAUUCAAUCGCUUGUUUUUUAUCCACUUCCACAUCAGUCAGCUAUUCUUCCAUCAGCCCCCCGAUGGACGUGACAUUGUGUAUGCGCCUGUCACAAGAGAAGAGCAGCUGAUAAAAAAGAGGGUUACCAGAACUGUGAAAACGGCACACAGGUCAGGACUUCCUUUGGCUCUGAAUGAAAACACCCAUAGUGUUGAAUGGAUUGGAUCCAGACCGAGAA
This is a messenger RNA of Trematomus bernacchii (emerald rockcod), 2030 nucleotides long. Its product is annotated as voltage-dependent calcium channel gamma-4 subunit-like. NCBI's taxonomy places the organism in Eukaryota, Metazoa, Chordata, Actinopteri, Perciformes, Nototheniidae. The transcript is spliced from 4 exons. Bases 1 to 975 code for a protein of 324 amino acids. Gene Ontology annotation, cellular component: postsynaptic density membrane; AMPA glutamate receptor complex; voltage-gated calcium channel complex. Gene Ontology annotation, biological process: neurotransmitter receptor internalization; regulation of AMPA receptor activity; postsynaptic neurotransmitter receptor diffusion trapping. The record is from RefSeq and is a predicted model, not a curated record. Gene Ontology annotation, molecular function: channel regulator activity; voltage-gated calcium channel activity.